Acanthosepion pharaonis is the source of this 459-nucleotide messenger RNA. The record is from the annotation of a GenBank genome assembly. Lineage: Eukaryota; Metazoa; Mollusca; Cephalopoda; Sepiida; Sepiidae.
AUGUGGUUUAGAGAGGAACCAACCUCCCCGAAUGUCAAUGUGCUUACAGAGGAACUAACCUCACUAAAGUUCUAUGUGGUCCCAGAGGAACCAACCUACACGAAAAGUCAAUGUGGUUACAGAGGAACUAACCUCACUGAAGUUCUAUGUGGUCCCAGGAACCAACCUACGGUUACAGAUGAAAUCCAACUCCCACUGACUGAGUUCUAUGUGGUCCCAGAGAAACAACCUACACGAAAGUCAAUGGUUACAGAGGAACUAACCUCACUGAAGUUCUAUGUGGUCCCAGAGGAACCAACCCACACGAAAGUCAAUGUGAUUUACAGAGGAACUAACCUCACUGAAGUUCUAUGUGGUUUGCUCCAAUGUGGUUACAGAGGAGGAACUAACCUCACUGAAGUUCUUUGUGGUCCAAGAGGAACCAACCCCCGAAUGUCAAUGUGGUUACAGAGGAACUAA